AUGUUUCGAUUCCACAAGUCGCUCGACAUUGUCACGGUCUUCCACAAGGCCAGCUCCCCAGCUUCCACCAGAGUUGCCAACCUGGUCAAGCAGAUCUCGGCCAAUGCACAGGCCGGAGCUACUAUUGACCAGGCCAGCGACCAUACCGCGCAGACGCAGCCGAGCCGAGACCCAUUCGAGCUCAACAUCACCGAGGAGCCUCCCACUGUUGAGCAGGUCCAGACAAUCCUCGACUACGUUGGCAAGCCCAGCAUAUCCAAGGUCAUAAAGGGCGCCCACGAUGAGAAGGAUGCGCUGAAGAAGUUCCGAGAGAGCAGGGAGAGCUUCUUGCGACCAGUGACUGUGGACUGGAACAAUGGAAAGGCCAUUGCCGGCGAUAAUGAGAGCGAGAUUCUGAAGAUGCUGAAGACGCAGAAGUCAGAGUAA
This is a messenger RNA of Metarhizium robertsii ARSEF 23, 426 nucleotides long. RefSeq names its product duf1687 domain containing protein. The transcript has 3 exons. Gene Ontology annotation, molecular function: oxidoreductase activity. NCBI's taxonomy places the organism in Eukaryota, Fungi, Ascomycota, Sordariomycetes, Hypocreales, Clavicipitaceae. Bases 1 to 426 code for a protein of 141 amino acids. The record is from RefSeq and is a predicted model, not a curated record. Gene Ontology annotation, cellular component: mitochondrion.